Messenger RNA from Onthophagus taurus, 2952 nucleotides. RefSeq names its product long-chain-fatty-acid--CoA ligase 5. Gene Ontology annotation, biological process: fatty acid metabolic process. The record is from RefSeq and is a predicted model, not a curated record. Gene Ontology annotation, cellular component: membrane; endoplasmic reticulum. Gene Ontology annotation, molecular function: long-chain fatty acid-CoA ligase activity. NCBI's taxonomy places the organism in Eukaryota, Metazoa, Arthropoda, Insecta, Coleoptera, Scarabaeidae.
AAUGCCGAAAUUCGGUCCUAACCUAACUUUAUAAUAAUAAGAGGGAUUUUGGAGGUUUUAACGAAGAUUUCGGUAGAAUACGUAGCAAGUGGCGCAGCACAACCGGGUAAAACGUAUUAACGCAUGCGUUCCGCGAACGGCCCACAUCGAAAGGUGGCCGGAAAAUUAUCGGGAAAAUCGUAACGUGGAAACCGCCGAGAAAACCACAUCUUGAAAAAUUUUAGUUAGGGUUUUUAUAAAUUUUGGUCCGGUUUGAUUGUGAUAUCGUAGUGAAAAUUACUGUUUCGGCCUUCGUUUUAUUAAAACAGUUAUUUUGAAAGCUAAACAUUUUCUAAAUAUAUCUACCGGUUUAGUGCGUUGCUAAUAGAAAACACGUGCAAAAUUAGUUUUAUACACUUCUUCGUUAACAUAUACGAAAAAUAUAGUGUGAAGAUGUACGGGUACGAUUUUUUAGUGAACGUUACCAAAAUGACGGUGAAAAUCGCGAAGAACGUUGACGUGGUUGGUGUUGUGGAAGAUAUGGAGCAAUACCUUCAUUACAUUGGAGGUGGAGCCGGUGCUUUGGCUUUGACGGGAGUGGCCGCAGCUUCAGCGUUUUAUUUGGCAAGCAGACCAGCACCACAAAAACCACUAUUUCCUCUAGAUGAACAGUGCACGCUUUUACCGGGUCCAGAAUUGAUCAGGAUAUCAAAAUUUUUUAAGGAUGCUAAGGAAGGCCAAUUCGUCAGCUAUCUUUAUUCAGAUACGAGGACUUUAUACGAAGGUUUUCGAAGAGGUGCCAAAGAAGCAAAUAAUGGUCCUUGUUUGGGUUGGAGAGAAUCGUAUAACAAACCUUACCAAUGGUUAAACUACAAUGAAGCUUUAUUAAGAGCGAAAAAUUUCGGUGCUGGAUUAAUUCAAAUGGGUUUACAACCGGGAACGGAAACUUUUAUAGGGAUUUACGCUCAGAAUUGCCCCGAAUGGAUCCUAACCGAACAAGCUCUUUAUUGUUACAGCAUGGUUUUAGUUCCGUUAUACGAUACCCUCGGUCCGGACGCAUGUGCCUUCAUCAUUAAACAAACCUCUAUAAAUGUUGUCGUAUGCGAUGACGACCAAAAAUGCAAUUUCCUAUUGGACAAAGGUCCACGUUGUAUGCAAAAAUUGAUCGUUGUUAAAGACGUUCGAGCGGCGACUAAGCAAAGAGCGAAAAACCGUGGAGUUGAGAUUAUUAAGUUUUCUGACGUUGAAGUUCAAGGUUCGAAAAGACACCAUCCAGAAACGCCACCGAAACCGUCUGAUUUAUGUACAAUUUGUUAUACGAGUGGAACGACGGGAAAUCCGAAAGGUGUCAUGUUAACACACGAGAACGUUAUGGCAUCAGUUUGCGCGGUAAUAAUGCAAUUAGGGGAUCACAAACCGGUCAGUAGUGAUGUUAUGAUAUCAUUUUUGCCGUUGGCCCAUAUGUUGGAACGUUGUUGUGAGAACGCGAUGUACCUGGUUGGGGCGGCCGUUGGAUUUUAUUCGGGAGAUAUCAGAAGGUUAAGCGAUGACAUGAAAGCUUUAAGACCAACGGUGACCCCAGCAGUUCCACGAUUAUUAAACAGAAUCUACGAUAAGGUUCAAAACGAAAUCGGAAGGAGUUGCAUUAAAAAAAUGUUGUACAACAUGGCGAUGAGUGCGAAAGAAAACGAAAUUAAAAGAGGGAUUAUAAGGAAUAACAGUUUCUGGGAUAUGUUGGUAUUUAGGAAAGUUCAGGAAGGAAUGGGAGGGCGGCUUCGAUUUAUGUUAGUGGGAUCCGCGCCUUUGGCAGAAAAUGUUUUGACGUUUAUUCGUUGCGCGUUGGGUUGUUUGGUGGUUGAAGGUUAUGGUCAAACGGAAUGUUGCGCCCCAAUUUCGUUAACAGUUCAAGGCGAUUACGUCCCAGGACAUGUUGGUCCCCCCGUCGCUUGUUGUUGCGUCAAAUUGGUCGAUGUGCCCGAAAUGGAGUAUUGGGCCAAAAACAACCAAGGCGAAGUUUGCGUCAAAGGAACAAACGUUUUUAAGGGGUAUUACAAAGAUCAAGAGAAUACAGAUGAGACUAUUGAUGAAAAUGGAUGGCACCACACCGGGGAUAUAGGAAUGUGGCAAAAUAACGGAACCUUAAAAAUUAUCGAUAGAAAAAAGCACAUUUUUAAAUUAUCUCAAGGCGAAUACAUAGUUCCUGAGAAAAUAGAGAAUUGUUAUAUUAGAUCUCAAUAUGUACAACAAGUUUUUGUCCAUGGUGAAUCAUUAAAGUCAUGUAUUGUAGCAAUUGUUGUACCAGAUGUAGAUGUAAUCAAAUGCUGGGCACAAGAGAAUGGAAUUCCCGGCACAUUAAGCGUUUUGUGUAAUCACCCAGAAGUAAAACAAUUAAUUUUAGACGAUAUGUUAGCAUGGGGAAGAGAAGGAGCGUUAAAAUCAUUCGAACAAGUAAAAGAUAUUUAUCUUCACCCCGAUCCAUUUAGCGUACAAAAUGGAUUGUUGACACCCACAAUGAAAUCGAAACGGCCACAAAUCAAGUCGUACUUCACCCCGCAAAUCGAAGAUAUGUAUAAAAAACUGUCGUAAUAAAAACUAAUUAAAUUUUUGUAUAAAGAAAUGAUACAAACACAAAAAUAAAUAAAUAAGAGUCAAUUUAAAACGCAAUAUUCAUACGACAGCAUAUCAUUUCACGGUUUUUUCGUUCUGUUGUUUGUUGUUGUUAAUGAAACGCGUUUUUAUAUUAAAAUCACGACGCGAAAUAACAUUCUCUUUGUAACUUAAAUAAAUUGAGAUAAAAAAAUAAGAAUGAAAAUGAAACAAAAAAUUAAAUAAAUAAAUAAAUCAAGAAGAAUUUGAUAGUUUUAUGAUGAAGGAAAAAGAAAAUAGUGUUUACAAUUCACCGUGUAUAUAAGUAAUUUGGGUUUUUACUAUUACAACCCCGUUUUACAAUAAUAAAUAGAUUUUUUUUUUUUC